AUGGCGAAGCGAUCGUUCGAGGCUGCAAUAGCAGACCUGGAACAAACGAAUGGUUCUGCAGAAGAGGUUUUGCUGGCAGCAGCUGAUAUUUUGGGACUGCGUCUCCAGGAGAACAUCGACGCAUCCUCUACAGACGUCAAGUUCAAGACCUCUUCGCACUCGCCCGGGUUCAAGGAGCAAUGGCUGCUUCGUUGGCUUCUGAAAAACCUGAAUGCUUCGGACUCUAAGGGUAAAACGUCGGCGACCGCAGGGGCUACCAUUGAGAGUUUUGUUUUGCUUCCACAGUUCUGGUCGCUUCUUCUCAGUUUGACAUCUCGCAUAAAAGAUGAGGUUUGUCUAGAGAUCCUGUUGGAGCGAAAGUUCUUCCAUACCUUGGAUCAGUCGAUCCGACUUUGCCUCUCCAGAAAGGAGUCUGGCGAUGGCUCACAACUACCUCCAGGCUCAGUUGCUGAGCCCAAGGAGCGCAUGACGAAGAGGAGGCGGUUGAGUCCCCCGACUACCACUGUACAGCCAAGACCGUCCGACCAUACAACCCUCAUCUGGGUUCUUCUACAGGCUGCCUGCCGGUGUAUCGACCUUCUAGCUGUGCCGUCGUCGCACAGGAGGAGAAGGAAUGCUCCGACAUGGACUGCAUCCUGGAACGAUCAAGCAUCCUUGUUUGGCAGCUUACUCCAGGCAAUAGCUUUUCUACUAGAAAAGGAGCCACAAAGCGAGGAGCAAUCCUUACUGUUACAACUGCUCCGUACUCUUCUGUCCUUUUGGAAGGGCGACUCCACGGCCACCCGAACGCAGAGCGACGACCCAAAUCGAGCCUUUGCCUCUCACUGUUUGAAGCCAAGCUUGGUUCUUCUUGAUAUCUUGCGAGGAUCGAACGACGACGACAAGCCCUUUACUUCUUCGAGGAACGCAAUAGAACGACUGGUUGCGCUGCAUAUUGUGUUUCCAUUCCGCUCAACUUUCAACGAACGAUUUGCCAAAAAGUGGCGAAAUGUCCAUGAUAAUCUAUUGUACGAGCACUUGGAAAAUAUGCUCAAGAGCUUCAAGGACCAAGUCGCCGACCUAGAGGGUAACACUACACAGUCACAAGACAGGCUCGUCUUGGCCGCUCAUCGACAUUUGGCCUGGAUUAUUCUUGACAUAGCUGCCCGCUCAGUCCCGGCAUCCGACCUUCGAGCGCGACAACAGGAGCAACUGUGGGUUGAUGCUUUGUUCAUAUGUCUCGUUCAUGUGAUCUGGCCUCGUAUACCCCAGAUCACCGCCACGGGAGCUGUAAAAACGGAAAUUUCGGCAACUUCAACACUCGGUGACCGUGAGAGCUGGGUUUCCCCGAUGGAGAACCUGGUGGAUGUUGCUUUGGCACUCAAAAUGAGAAUUUCCCUCCCUGUAAUAGGGUAUAGCUUGUCAGCCAUUCUGGCGUCCGAAGGGGAUGUUUGUCCCUGGACUCUCCUGGCCAAGAUCAUCCGCCUCGACGUCAACAUACUGGUCCCCAGGAUUGGCCUGUCGAAUUCCGAACAGCUAUUGAAACAGGUCAUGGAGAGAAUUGAGUCCAAUAUUGUCUCGAUGAAGCUGUAUGAUCUCAUCCGAGACGAAAUUGUUGUUGCCUUGUUGCGUGCCUUUGCCCGGGCCAGAAACAUAGACGGCUUUGUGACCAUUUGGCAACAAAAUCUGGCAGAUGCAAUACGUGUGCGUUACGCAUCCAGAUAUGACCCUGAAACCAUACCUGCUAUUCUUGUGUGGGACGAUGAAAAUGUCGUUGAUGAAUUCAGAGCCUUAGCUUUGGUUCAUGCUCCUCCAAGGAUGGGUCAGAUGCUGCUGAGCGAACUCCUCGAGCAGUUCAAGACCCUUGCUGCAAAGGUUGGAUCCACGGCUGAUGUAUUCGCCAAGCUAGCGGUCUUUUCAGCCAUGUUAGAGCUGUCUGACUCUCACGACACAAGCCUGACUCUGGACAAAACACAGUUGGCUGACCUCUUCCGGGAGGCGAUGAAUGCGUUGCCCAGGAAGUCCGACUAUCAAGCCCAACGCUGGCAAGUCUGGAGGCUUCUUCGCUUGCUUGUUCCGCUUCUAGACUUCAAGGACCUACCUGACCUUGAGGACUUGCUCCAACCCCAUCACCACUUCAUGUCAUUGAACGAGUUCGAGAGCUCAGGACGACAGGACGAGACCCGGAAGAAGGCGGCAAGGUUUCUGGAGUGUCUUGAAUGUUUUUCGCUGGUGAUUGAAUUGGUUGUCCGGCAACGUCGAUUCCAAACCGACAUUGACUCUGAACUCAAUCAUUUGACCGAGCUGAUGGUGCGGUUUGAGGCCACGCCGCUCAAUUCUUUUGCUGUCUGGAAUGGCCGGAACUACGACUGCGACAGUGCAGACAAGCUCUUCGCUGCAUGCAUUGGCCGUCUCUUGCAGAGGCCGACCGUCUUAUCUUCCUGCUCGCAUUCGGCCCAGAGAUUCAUUGAGAGAUCGUUAGACCUGCUUACGUCUCGUUCACAAGCGGGGAGUCAAGUCGGGCCAACCUUAGAAUCACUUGUGAAAGCCGUCCUGAGCGCCGAAGAAGUGCUGAAUAACCCGUCUUUGCGGCAAAUGGUCUCUCAGCAUGUCGCGAAAGCUCUGGAGUCGACCGACAAAACACCCGAUCGAUCGCUAAUACAAGCCCUGCCACUGGACGCGGUCAAGAAGUCUCAGCUCAAAAGGAUCGCGGCUGCAGCCAUGCAUCGUCUGACAGCUGAUACUCAAGUUGCCACAAUCACAGAAAUUGAAGAAGAUCUGGACCUGCUCAUUCACUUGGAUUCUGUUGCGGCUAGAACGAGCAUUGAUUGCAAAGAUUGGGCUCUGUGGAUCGCUCUCUCUGAGAAGAUCUUGCGACGCGAGGACAUCCAGACAACGCCAUCGUCUUGGCCUGCAAUUCUUAUGAUAACUCAUAUUCUGGACAAUAUCUGGGCCCAAGCUCUUGCUAGUCAGAACUCGACCGUACUUUCAGACAUACUGUCUUGGAUCAGGAAGACGAUUGACGCCUCUCGUGUCGCAGACUCUCAACCGGCGACCUUUUUGGCACUGCAGGUUUUCUUCGGCCAAGUCUGCCAGGCAGAGCGCGCUCUGGAGAAUAUCAUUACGAGCCACAAGCUGGAGAAAUUGCGAAAGAACUUUAUACGGCUUUUGAGAUCUCGCCUCGACCGGGCCCUUCAUGGAUCGCAGGACAAGAUAAUCUUCGAUUUGAAGUUAACCCUGACUGCAGCCCGGCGUAUCGGUGCUAUCGAGAAGGACGAGCGAAUUCGACAAGCAAUCUCCAGCGUCCAGAGGAUGCUUCAGACGACGCCAGCCUCUCUGGGCAGCAAAGCUACGGCCAACGAGGAGUGGCGGAUGAGACUUUCAGCCCAAUGCGAAUGCUUGAAAUUGCUGUUGCCUUCAGAUGUCAAGCCAGACGAGAAUGUAAUGGAAGAGGCGAUUCAGAAACUGGUAUCUUCUUUCGAGGGGCAAGAUGUAUGGACCAACGCAGAUGUGUCCCUCAUUGUUGCCAACGCAGACAUUCUCGUACGGCAGAUUGGCGCGAAUGGCUGGAUCCUUACCCUCGACUUCCUGCAAAAGCAAGGCAAGCAGAACGGCUUCCAGCUUGUGCGACCUGUGGUUACCGCCUCUGUCAUUGUACAUGUCACCAACCAAGAUAUUUUGCAGGCUCCCCAGCUGGCGGGCGAACUGGCAGAUGUCGCUUGCAUGAGAAGUCUCAAUGGAGGAUUGACUCUGGAAGAGUUAUGCCUCACCCUGGACAAUGCCCGGACGGUUCUAGAACGGCAUCCCCUAGUCGUGAACCAAUGCACGCUCGACAGACUUCUCGCGACGAUAUGCACCGUCGCAUCCUCUGUGUCGGAUGAUGAGCUUCUGAUGCCCAAGACUGACGUGGACACAGGCCUGCAGGCCUCGGACAUCUAUGACCGACUGUGUGCACUCAUUGGGGCUGUUCUUGCAAGGCAUAGACGACGUGUCUCUGACCGCUAUCACCUGUUACUCCCGGCUCUACAGGCGCUCUUGCGUUGUCUGUUCUGGCCAGGGUCUGCAAGCCUCCACGACAGCAACCGGACCACGGUCGCAGCCAGCCUGAACGCGUUCGGGAAGGCCAUGCCCAGAUGGAUGCGGCAGUCGCAUGAAUGUCUGCCGGCGUCUUCUGCCGAGAAGUUUGCGCGACUCUUAUCGUCGAUCUGCAAUCCUACCGUGUCGGCGGCGCGAUCGUCGAGGAAAAGAGGCCACAACGACCUCAACGACGAGACCAAACAGGCCAAGCUGUUGGCAGGCCAGCACAUGCAGUACCUGGUGAUGGAAUACGCCCGAUGUAGUCUGGACGGCCAGAUGUCGCCUUCGGUCAAGGAGCGCCUGAUGCCAGGACUGUAUAGUGUCAUGGGGGCGAUGGAGCGCGAUCUUCUGAGGGCGCUAAAUGCCGGCAUGGAUCCGAGCAGUCGAGCCAUUUUCAAGGCCUUGUAUGAUGACUGGACUCGGUAUGGAAAGUGGGAUAAAAAUUAG
Molecule: messenger RNA, 4503 nt
Organism: Capronia epimyces CBS 606.96
Lineage: Eukaryota; Fungi; Ascomycota; Eurotiomycetes; Chaetothyriales; Herpotrichiellaceae
Exons: 2
Coding region: 1-4503 (1500 amino acids)
Biological process (GO): ribosome biogenesis
Cellular component (GO): nucleolus
Source: RefSeq, a predicted model, not a curated record